Molecule: messenger RNA, 7755 nt
Organism: Spirometra erinaceieuropaei
Lineage: Eukaryota; Metazoa; Platyhelminthes; Cestoda; Diphyllobothriidea; Diphyllobothriidae
Source: the annotation of a GenBank genome assembly
AUGGCAGACAAGAGGAAGUUACAGUGUGACAUAGACAGAACCUUAAAGAGGGUCCAAGAAGGUCGCACUUCUUUUCAGGUUAGAAUUUUACUUUUGUUGCGCUUGAGGGUUUACUUACACUAGGUGAUGUUUUGCUGCAAUUUUAGUUUGACCCUCUGAUAGCAUAGCAGCUGCAGGGACGAUCUGGAGUUUGGUAGUAGUAGGCGCCCUAGACUGCUGCCCCCUUUCCCGGUAAUUAGACCGCAUUGAUGCUCGCGCCUAAACCUGCAAAUGCACGUUACGUGGUCGAACAGGCAGUCCCCCACCCCUACAGGAGCAUUUCUGCAGUUCGUAACCCCGAGCACUUAGCAGCCCUCUCGAUCUGGGAUGUCUGUGAUUUAUUCCUUGAGACAGUGCGUGCGUGUGCAUACGAAAUCAGCACUGUUCGCGCGACUGCGUCACCACGGUAGCUUUGGAGCCACUGUAACCGGCAACUUGACUGCACAAUGUCAGGGUCCUCCUGCUCAACAGUGUAGCGAAUAACGUCGCGCGGUAAAGUCUCAUCUUCUGUGACCAAAGUCCCUCUGCGUCUUUAGGGCCUUUUUUUACGUCCACGUAAUCCUUUGAGCGGUUUUAUUCACAAUUUUGGGAUACAUAAAUACAUCGGCGGCGAAGUAAAAGUAUCCCCUUAUGCUAUGUCCAAGUGGCCAGUAGGGAAACUCGCAUGCACAUUUUCUUUCUGAAGACUUGUGUGCUUUGGAAACUUUUAACUGUCUGACUGCACUGCCUGACGAUAAGCCAACGCUAGACUCAGUUUCCCGACCCAUUUAGUGUAUUUCACAAAUUGAGCUACACAACCGUAUUUGCAGCGAAGCGCGCCUUCGGAAAAUUACGUGGUGUACACGUCUUUAAUGGAGAAAUGUUUUGGUAGGCGUUUUAAGGCCACGAGACGCUUGCUUUCGAAUUGUUCACCACACAAGGAAUGGCGGCAUGCGUUACGGUUACUGUGCUUCCUACCGAUCGUCUGUCAACUUGCGUUCAGUAUAUAUGUCACUGCAAAUGUGAAGUUAAUGUCUUUCAGCCUCCAUUCUGCUACCAAAUACGCAGUAACAUAAUCUGCAGUUUAGAAAGGACACUAGACUCCUUUCGGGACCGGGGGAUUGUUGAGGUUGAUAAAAGUUAUCACCUGGGCGCACAUGGUACCACUUGCCGUUUCUAUCUUGUCAGGUAAUCCCCAGUUAUUUGUGCAGUACCUUGUUUAUACCAGUAUGAAGGGCAUUUCUCCAUAUGUUUUCCUCGUAUUUUACUUCCAUUCUUGUCAAAUAUCUCAAGAGACCACCGCUUUUGGUUGUGAAAUUUUUCUGACAACCCUAUUCACAGUCGCAGACAAUGUGAAUUUUAUGCCAGUUCCAUCCGUCACACCAAGAUUUGGUCCAGGUCCCAAAUGUUCCGAUUUUCCGUUUUUGGUUUGUGUUCAGUGCCCAUUUAUUGUAUUUGUCACCGAGCUACGCGGGAGAUGCGUUGGAUCAAUACGGGGCCAUAUCGGAUUCUGGCGGGCGUUAUUGGAUUGCGCACCAUAACAAAUGUCAAAAUUUCAGGCUACGGUGUCAGACUCGGCUGCCGGUAGUUGUCGCGCACACUGGGACCCCUGCCGCUCCCCCACUGUUCUGUUGGAUAAGGAAGUGGCCAUUUGCUGUGUGGACCAGGGGGUGGGGAGUGGAGCGCCAAGGUGCGGGCUCGACUGUGCCGUCCGCCUGCGCCCUCUGCCUCCGGUCACCUGACUCUGUCUUGACACUGGGCUCAGGUAGGGGAGGAGAGAGUGUGGUAGAUGCAGUGCAAGUCUUCACUAACUAUAAACUAAUUCAAGCGCAAGUCACCGUGCCUGCUCUCAGUUAGCUGUGGUGCGCACGCUGGACAUCGUAUUUGUCACCUGCUGCACAUCAGACUUCUACGUAUGAGGGAGGAUUCCUGAUUGGCGACUCGUGGUAUCCCGCAAUUAAAAUCAUGUGCAUGCAUACUCAUUUUUCUUGCCUAGGUUCGUGUUCAGCGAAUCCUCCCUGGAGACAUGAAUCUGGAUACAACGGAAUCUUUUCUAUCAUUGUAACUGAACUAAGCAGUGGGGUUACACAUAGAAGGCUGUUGAAUGUUCAUCUGGCCCUUGCGAUUACCUCGCACUAAUUGAAUACCAACCUAAUGGAUAUACAACUUUGGACUUUUUGUCCUCAAUACAUCAUUACCCGGGAGACAAGCCACAAAAACAGGAUGUUAUCGUGAGAUGUUACCGUGACGUGGUCGUUCUCACCGAAAAUUACUAGAGAUUCCUUUACGAACGUUACCCUUCGGUCAGCUUCAAACGUAGUAUUGUUAGAAGAUAACCUCCAGUAAUUUGUGCUUAUUUGGUUUGUGCCUCAAAAAAGUGCCCUCAAUGAUGCGAGUGAUGGCCUCUCUUGUAAGAUCAAUCUCUUAAGCCGGAUGUGUCAGUAGUGUUUGUGACUUCCUCAAACACAGACAAGGCUUUCUACUUCUUCCCUCGCUAGAACGUAUUUGUGACUACCGUACCCCUCCUCAAAUCACUUCUGCCGGGUUUUUAAUUUAUGCUCAACUUAUGUGACGCAUCUGCAUUUACCGGCUCUGUAUACCUACUUAGUUUUAUAAAUCUUGCAGAAUGCUCACCGUAGUCGUUUCCUGCAGUCUAAAGUAACUUCAGACAGUAUCUGUGUGUAUGUAUGUAUGUAUGUAUGUUUACGCACGAAUUCUUGGAUCGCACGGUUUUACUUCAUUUAACUGCUCUUCCUGCUUUUCUUAAUUAAGUAUAUCUCAAAAACGAGGUCUUCCAGAGGAAACUUCCAGUUAUCAUCUGGUUGUUUCUUGCUUUAUGGCGGAAACCUAUUUCUUAUCUGAAGAAUGUUGCUAUAAGUUUUAAGUUCCUGGGAGAAAAGUUGUCAUGCUGUUUUCAACCGAAAUCUAACAUGACACACUUGUUAAGUGGGAAACUGGUAGUCCGAGUAGUUCUUACGGCCUGCUUCAUAAACGACACUGGUAUCUCGGUCCAAAGGAUUGUUGCUGAGUAAAAUAUAUAAUUGACUUGGUAACUUCACCACUAGUGGACCUCUUUGGCUGAUCAUCCAUGCAAUUCUGAGCCAUUAAAUGGUUUGACACCAAGGACAACCAGGCCGUAGUUGACCGCCCUCGCUGUUUCUAUGACGGAUCUUCAUUUUGUUCACUUCCCUAGUUCCCACCUUCAGAGUUUUUCGUGUGCUUUUUGACAGGCUGGACAAACGCUAAAGGCGAACUUUCACAUUAUUUUGUUUUGAAACUCUCAGUUAAUUUUGAGAGUUUAUUCAACCCAUUCUGCAGAGCAUGCACCAUGUGAUGCUGGAAGGUACUCGUUUGAGUAUAUGCCUCGGAUACAAAAUGCUCCCUUCUUUGUUGACCGCGGCCUUUCUCCCACAGUUCACAAUUUACAUUUUAACUGCCACAAUCGUAAGACAUUUCAUAUCUUGGUGUGAGGGUGGCUAUUCAAAGUCUUGCGCUUUCCUCGUUUUUUGUUUCCGACGUCCGUGGGAGAAAUUGGUACUUUCUGUUUUGCAGAUCCUAUAAUCCCUGUUCGUACACUUUUGUUCCUUUGUAUUGCAGGAAAUUUUGGACAAGUUCGAGAGUUCAGGAAGCCAAACACAAAAAGAAAAGUUUGAAGCCGAUCUGAAAAAAGAGAUCAAAAAGCUUCAGAGGUUGCGAGACCAAAUAAAAACGUGGCUUACGUAUAAUGAAAUCAAGGACAAACGUGCUUUGCUGGAGGCUCGAAGAGUUAUUGAACAGGACAUGGAGCGUUUUAAGGUGAUAGAAAAGGAGACAAAAACAAAGGCCUAUUCCAAGGAAGGUCUCCUCUCCAGCGAUGCCAAGAAAGACCCACUUCAAAAAGAAAAAGAGGAACUGGAUGAAUGGUUAAAACAGUCCAUUCUAUCUCUUCAGACGCAGUCUGAAAAGUACGAAUUCGAACUGGAGAACUUGGCAACAACGGGAAAGAAAAAGCGGGCUGAUAAGGAAAGGGCUGCAACCACCGAGGAGAAGCGGAGAAAGUUAGAAUUCUGCUCCUUUCAUAUAGAGAAACUUGAAACCGUCAUGAGGCAUUUGGACAAUGAGCGCCUAGAUUGCGCCAAAGUUCGUUCGCUCAAGGACCAGGUGGAGUACAUCAUAGAAUGUAUAGAUGAUGUGGCGGUGGAAGAGUAUCAAACCCUUUACGAGGAACUGCACCUGGAAGACCUCAGUGAUGUUCCCAUAAAUUUGCCUAACACGGCCGGGGCUAUCGAUCACGACAAUAGCACGCUUCAGGCUUCAUCGUCAAAAACUACGGACGAUUCGGUGGACGUUCCUGUUCUUCUUAUUGGUUCAUCGACAUCUUCAAAUGCGUCCUCCUCCCGUGAAAGACAGAAACUUACUGACGACAAACUAAACAUUAUACCGCCGUCUGCUUCCUCAGCAAGUACACCUGUGAAGAACAUUUCUGAUGGCCAAUCCGGCCGAUCCGGAACGUCUGCUAACACCCCUAAGUCGGCUAAGGGAGCUGGGAGUAACCUUGCAAACCAGACGGCACCCUCUUCCUUCUUCGCCAGUUCUACCUCUGUUCCAUCGCCCAAUAAAAACAUCGCUGCUAAGUCUUUUGCAGGUGCUACUAGUGCAUCCAUAAGUGCAGCGCAGUCCGCUUCCAGCCAGCCAACUGGUGGCUCGCGUCUGCACUCCCAUUCGGAGUCCGAUGCUGCUGUUGGCGGAAAGGGGAACAAAGCGGAGGGAGAGUCCACAGACAAGACUGGUGAGACUCAUCGAGAAAAAUACGCCAAAGUUGCAGCUGAGUCAAAGGCGGGGAACAAGUCCAGCAAAGGCGGUAGCAAACAAGAUGCCAGUGCUGCAGAAAAGCAUUUAACGGAUCCCAAGGCAACGACCCCCGCAGCCACUCCGUCAAAAACCGAUGGGAAAAAUGCUUCGAGUAAGGGUGAUUCAGGCCUUGCCGACACUUCACAAAAGCCGUCCGAAGACUUGUCCGAGAAGCCAGCUGCUGUCAACACUGCCCUUUCGAGCACACUGCCGUCCAUAAAUGCCGACCCGGUUGUACCUUCCGCGUCUGCGCCGGGGGCUGUUGGAUCCGGCAAACCAGGCGUAUUUAACCUUAUGCCUGCUCCGUCUUCAUUUUCCUCUCACCCGUCUCGGCCCAAGGAACUUUCUGAUACGAUGGCAGUAACCUCAGCAAUGGGACGACUUUCUCUGCUCCCAACCGCCUCUGGAAAUUCAACCUUACCGAUCGGCAGUUCAGUUCCACCUAAUAUGUUGUCGGCCCAACAAAAGGUGGCUGUUGAUCCGGCAGUCGCGGCAGUACAUCAUCAGCAGGCUGCUGUCAUGGCUGCAGUAGCUCAGCAACAGCAACAACAACAGCAGCGAGUGAACGCGCCUUGUGUCGUCAUGCAUCCACGCGAUUCAGCCGCACCUUUCCGUAAUCGUCAACUCGAUCAACCGAAGCACACUUUCCCCCCCGAGGUAUGGGUUUCAUGUCUUUUAUCACCGACGUUAUGGGUCUGUUGUGAUAUCUUGCACACUAAAACGAUGAACUGACAUGUUCCUAUCGAGCAGAAUGACAGUCCCCUUUGUACGGCUAGGAUUAUUCAUAAGAACGGUCGGGGUCUUUUAUUGCCCAAAGUGAGAACUCCCAGGAGGCCUCUGUAAGAAACAUUUUAUGUUGUGUAGGCUUGGAGACGAGUUAGCGUCACAACAUCGCCAUUUUUUUAACUAAAGAACCUCUCCUCUGCCUGAACCUGGUGUCAAGAUAGUCAAAAAGACCGGGGGUGGGAGAGGGUGCAGGUGGAUGGCCCCGCCAAGCCCGCACCUUGCCGCUCCACACCACACCCCCUGGUCCGCACAACAAUUGACCAGGAUUUUAACCAACAACAACAAAGCUACAACGGGUCAGAAGGAGGAACAUGACUGGACAUCCAUGCUCACAACCUGUAUACCCAGUGGGAGCACGAGCGUGUCUAUCGACAGGGAACCAGGUGUCAGAGCUGCCAGCGCAUACCAGACUGCGAGGACCAUGGUUUGCUGAUCCUGGCAUACCAGACGCUUACAGACCUUUAGGCCACAGAUUUAGCUAGUAUUGUAUGGAUCACCAAGAUUGAGUGUUAGUGCGGCUGCCUCACCUACCUCGCGGAAUCAUCUGUUAUCCAAGUAACCAACCCUUAGAUGCGUGACUCAAUGUCUAUCUUAUUGAGUUUUUGCAGUUAUAACAGGCCAAUACGUCCUUUAAGAACCACGAUGUGGUUCUCCAGCUUCAAGGGCAUCUCAUAUUCGGAAUGUAUUUAGUUCCCCCUUCUGAGCGCCCUUUAGUCUGUCGGUGAUUUAAAUAGCGCAAACUGAGACAGUCUUUUCACCUACUGUUUGAUUCGCUUAAGGGGUGAUAGUGAUUUUGGUACCCCUUAUUAUUACUUUAUGUAAGUAUGGUAACGUCGUUAACCGUGUACGGAGUAGCCAGUUUGGCACUGCCGGAUGUCAGAUCUAUCCAUGUUGCCUUUACUUCGCCAUCUGGUGAAACUUUCUGCUCGUCCCUUCUAAACCCGUGUUUAUCUCACGAUUGUCAAAGUUUAUCACAUACUGAAUACUGAAACUACCCUACUAACCCUUUUUCACCUUGGUUUCGAAACUGUCGUCCGCCCGCCUCGAAUGUGAGUUGCGUCCGAAUACGUCGGCGCCUGUCGCCAAAAGAAAGCUUAUGUCGUCGUCUGCAUUCCACCCCACUGCUAACGACCUAUUUUAAAUCUCGACCAACUCAUCUUUCGUGAUUAGCUAAACAUAACACGUUUUUCGGUCGGCAACUGAAAUUAUUUGGGCCCGGUGACAGCCAAUCACCUGGCCGCCAUAGCGUUCCUGCGAUGUGCAGUGAGGCGUAAAUUCUGCCUAUCCUACACUUACCCCUAUUAUGCGAUUUUAUGUUAUGAACGUGUUCAAUAAGCUAGACCUGAUGUACAGUUAGCAUGCAAACUCCUGAAUGCAGGUACGAGGUGGCAUACCAUACAUAUUGGAGCCUGAUAUUUCGAGUCAUGUGGAUCAUGCGGCGUCUAAACUGAGGCAACCCUUACAUGUUAGACGUGCCUGAUCCUCCCAUGCCGCCUUUAUGGGAACCGUGAAAAGUAAAGCCUAUAGAUGAUAAUCUGGUCUUUUCUGUAUUUAGUCACUGAAUUGGCAACCAAAAUUUACCUCCCCAGCCUCCAAUUGAUGAAUCUGUGGGAGCAGAUUGGGUGCUUGUCCAAUAAUCUGCUAAAUGAAUUCCUACACUCCAUCCUCAAAAGUAAAACCUUUGUUUUACAGCUAAUCCGCCAAAUGCAGGCUUUGGAGAGUGCCUACAGACGCCUACCGCACCCCUGCGACACAGAGAAAUCACGCAUGCUCGUGUACAAACAGCCAGUAAUCCCUCCCGACUACUAUCCGUCUGAGCCAUACAAGGGCAGUGACUCGGAGGAGUAUUUUAUGAAAUUGGACGCGCAAACCCUCUUCUUCCUCUUUUACUACUUUGAGGGUACCAAGGCCCAGUACCUUGCAGCUAAGGCCCUAAAACGUAUGUCCUGGAGGUUUCACACGAAGUACCUGAUGUGGUUCCAGCGCCACGAAGAGCCCAAACAAAUCACUGACGAGUACGAAUCGGGGACCUAUAUCUACUACGAUUUUAAGUCAAUGAGUCAGAGGAAGAGGGAGGAAUUCGUCUUUCAUUACAGUUUCUUAGAAGACAAAGACUUCUAA